Phaedon cochleariae (mustard beetle) is the source of this 780-nucleotide messenger RNA. The record is from the annotation of a GenBank genome assembly. NCBI's taxonomy places the organism in Eukaryota, Metazoa, Arthropoda, Insecta, Coleoptera, Chrysomelidae.
AUGGGGAUGUUGACAGAAAGGAGAGGUUGGAGAAAAGGAAAAAACUACAAUUUUCUAAUGUCAGGAAUAGAAAUUUUUGUGACCGAAAUCGAUGACUUGCUUGAACAAAUUAUUAUUAUGGUUUCUGAGUAUCAGAAGAAGAAAAUAUCAUGUCCUACAACUACUACUAUGCAUCCAAAUGCUGUUGCAAGCAAAUCAUCUUACCAAGAAGGGUUUCAUGCCAGAGAGAAAGCAUGUGUAACUUUACUGGGAACUGACUUGACAAAUAAUAGUGAGACUGAGAGCCCUGCUAUAUCACAAGGAAGUUCCCUCCAGGUUGAACCUCUUCAAUAUGAUUUUGAAUCUGAUGACAUACAAGAUUUCGUAGUAAUUGGAAAUGAUUAUGAAACUCUACCAACAAAAGAACAGGAAAUUAUUGCAACACCUACAGGAAAAAAAAAUCAACCAGAAACAGUUAUAAAAAGAAAGUCUUCGGCUCAGGCAAAUAUAAUGGCUCCAAAGCGCAGAAAAUGCAAUUCAUAUUUGAAACAAGAUACUGUGAAAUAUUUGGAAAAAAAAAGUGAAAAACAAUAUGAAUUGAAAUAUAAAGAACUUGGACUUCAAGAAAGAAAACAGUUAUUAGAAGAAAAUGAGUUUGAAAUGGAUAGGAUCGAAAGACAGAAAAGGUUAGAAAUCGAAGAAAGAAGGCUGGAAAUGGAAGAAAAAAGGUGGAAAGUUGAGAUGGAUCUCUUUGCUAACCAGCAAGAAUUGAUCAAGAUAUUAUUCAAUAAGAAUAAGUAA